Silurus meridionalis is the source of this 5547-nucleotide messenger RNA. It is a transcript of the gene gramd1ba, whose product is annotated as GRAM domain containing 1Ba. Gene Ontology annotation, biological process: intracellular sterol transport. The record is from RefSeq and is a predicted model, not a curated record. Gene Ontology annotation, molecular function: sterol binding; sterol transfer activity. The transcript is spliced from 22 exons. Bases 768 to 3395 code for a protein of 875 amino acids. NCBI's taxonomy places the organism in Eukaryota, Metazoa, Chordata, Actinopteri, Siluriformes, Siluridae. Gene Ontology annotation, cellular component: endoplasmic reticulum membrane; plasma membrane; endoplasmic reticulum-plasma membrane contact site.
ACAUGUGAAAAAGAAGCAAAAGAGGAAGAAAGACCCUAGACUAAAGAGGAGUGUGUAGGAGAGGGAAAAAAAGGAGAUGAUGCAGAACCAGUGCUGUAGAUGUUUUUUUCCGAUCCCGGGCGAGCACAGAUCUCACCGUCACUGAUUAACCUGAGGUCAGAAAGAGACGCUGGGACGGAUAAGAGAAGGAAAGAGAGGGGACGAAGAAAGAGAGAGCGUCCACAUGACUGAACUGAGAGAGCGCGAGUCUCAGCACAGAGGUAACGGACGAGAGCAUGGUGUUUGUCGGGAUUAGAGGAGGAACAGGCUCAGUGGUGCGGAUGCUAAUUCACACACCAAGGACAAUGGUGUCUGUGGAUUUCUGUUAGCAAGUUGCAACGAAGUGCUCCUGAAAGCCUAACCUAGAGUCAAGAAUCUUCAAAGUCAUGAUUGAAAUGGUGUUCCAAUAAAGAAUGGAAUUAUAUGGUAUCGAAAUAAAGAUUCGGAAACUCGUCUUCCAAGGUGCAUCAACAUGUGAAAGAAUCUACGCCCAUAGUGAGAGCGAGGAUGUACUGACCAGUUCCUCUCUCGAAUGGAUCAUUAAGAUUGAUGUCCAAAAAGUUCCAUGCUGGAAUACUUUAUCCUAAACAAUCCUCUAGAUCUUCAUAAAGUUGGCUUAUACUUUAUAGCCAACCCUAGCGCUAACAUUUAUGCAGAAUACAAACCCAAGAACUCAUCGCCUUUGACUGUGGAGUAAUGCACACUUGAGACACAAAAAAAGCACAACCAUGAGUGAAACUCUGCAACUCCCGGCACUGCAAGUGCAGGCUCCUUGUGAUGUGGAUCAGCAUGGAUGUGCCACUGGAGAAAAUCCCACCUCCCCCAGUCUGUCCCUGCGGCGCAAGCGCUUCAAGAUGCGUCGAAUGAAGAAUGUUCAGAGUGAAAGGGGGCCAACAGAGGGUUCUAAGGAGUAUCUGCAGCUCCCAUCCAUUGAGAUCACACCAUCGAGCGACGAGGAUGCGGUCGGCUCAGUCUCAUCUACGCCGAGCGCCUCACCGUGCCGCAGGCGCUCCCUCCUGAGGAAAUGGCUCAGAGGAGGCGACAAGAAGGAGCAAAGCAGUGAAAGCAGCAGCCAGCAGAGCAGCUUACAGAGCAGCCAUGAGGAUGAAUCGACACGCUACUUGAGCCCUAACACCCGGGAAGACAGCACCGCGAGUAACUCGACCCGGAGCACUCCCACUUGUUCACCCGUCCUCCGUAAGCGCCCUCGCUCUCCGGUUCCUCCGAGUGCAGACGGAGAGAACAUGGUGGAGAAGAGCUCCGACCACUCGUCCGAUAAAUCGCCCUCCACCCCUGAGCAGACGGUCCAUCGGCCUUACAGCCAAUCAGGAACACGCACUGGGAACAAGAACUCAAAGAAAAGUCAAAGCUGGUACAACGUGUUAAGCCCCACAUAUAAGCAACGCAAUGAGGACUUCAGGAAACUCUUUAAGCAGCUACCUGACACUGAACGCCUCAUUGUUGACUACUCAUGUGCCCUGCAGAGAGACAUUCUCCUUCAGGGUCGCCUCUACCUCUCCGAAAACUGGAUUUGUUUCUACAGCAACAUUUUCCGCUGGGAAACACUGCUGAUGGUGCGUCUGAAGGACAUCUGUUCCAUGACUAAAGAGAAGACAGCACGUCUCAUCCCCAAUGCCAUCCAGCUUUGUACUGACAAUGAGAAGCACUUUUUUACCUCGUUUGGUGCACGGGACCGGACCUACAUGAUGAUGUUCCGUCUCUGGCAGAAUGCUCUCCUGGAUAAGCCGUUGUGUCCCAAGGAGCUGUGGCACUUUGUCCAUCAGUGCUACGGGAACGAGCUGGGCUUGACGAGUGAUGAUGAGGAUUACGUGCCCCCAGAUGAUGACUUUAACACCAUGGGCUGUUGCCCCCCUCCCUGGUGCAGGUACUGCGAAGAGAUCCCACCUGAGGAGAAUGAAGCCCAGGACACGUGCACGAAAGCGGCUGAAGUAAAAAUGGACACGAGUCCACAGCUGCCAAAGAAAUCCUUCACCAGCAAUAACUUCCCUUUAACUGGCAGCAGCGAGACACCUGUCCAUUAUGACGUUCCACCAGAGGAAGAGUUUUCUGGCUGUUUUCCUGAGGAGCUUCUCAGUCUGCCUUUGCCUGAUAACAAAUUGACCAAGUCCAGCGAUCCUGCACCCUCACCAUCGCUCGACUUCAAUGACAAUGAGGAUCUUCCAACUGAGCUUAGUGACUCAUCAGAAACUCAUGAUGAUGGAGAAGUCGAGGCCUUUUAUGAUGAUCUAAAUGGGAAGCAGUACAUCAACAAGGUGUACAAGUUCAGUGUCGACAAGCUCUACGAUCUCCUCUUCACCGAGUCGCAGUUCAUGAGGGACUUCUUAGAGCUACGCCGAUUCUCAGAUGUGGCGUAUCAUCCUUGGAAGAAGGAAGAGAUGGGAGACCAAAGCAGAGAGAUUAUGUAUACCAUCACCAUCUCCAACCCCCUGGCUCCGAAAACCGCUACAGUCACUGAGUCUCAGACGUUGUACAAAGCCAGCCAAGAAAGCGAGUGUUACAUCAUCGAUGCCGAAGUGAUCACUCACGACGUCCCUUAUCACGACUACUUCUACACGCUCAACCGCUACAUGCUAACCCGAGUGGCUAAGAACAAGUGCAGACUGAGGGUUUCCACCGAGCUGCGCUACAGGAAACAGCCUUGGGGUCUCGUCAAAGGCUUUAUAGAGAGAAACUUCUGGAGUGGCCUUGAUGAUUAUUUUAGACAUUUAGAGAUGGAGCUGAGUAAAGUGGAGGUGGUGCUAAACGAACCCCACAGACCCUCUCCCAAAGCCAAAGCGACGCGUUCGUCUAACGUGAGGCGGCACCGGAAACGGGCGACGGCUCACCUUCGGCCGCAGCACUUGAACGAAGAGCUGAGCGCCAUCACUACGGCCGAGGACGACGAGGUCAUCCAGCGCAUCAAACACGUGCCAGGAUCAACGCAGACACGGCACCUCCCCGACCCGGGCGCUGGAGGACUGGCGCUGUACAGCGUCUCCAAGCUCCUGCUCAUCAUCAGCUUUGUGAUCUGUGUCAGCCUGGUGCUACUGGUGUUUCUCAACAUGAUGCUGUUCUAUAAGCUGUGGACACUGGAACACACCACGCAGAGCUUGGUGUCGCUGCAGGGCCUCCGAGCUCCUGACAGUAAACUUCCCCAAACGCAGAUGGAGUGGGCUCAGCUUUUGGAGUCGCAGCAGCGUUACCAUGACGACGAGCUGGAGAAGUGGCGGGAGAUAAUCAAGUCGUCUGUGGUUUUGUUAGACGAGAUGCGAGGAUCUUUACUGAACCUGCAGAAGGGAAUCGACAUGAGGGAGGACGGCUCGUCGGAGGGGGACAAACGCAGUCAAUACCACUGACGGCAUGAGACCUCGGGUACACACAUCUGGUGCAAUAAUAAGGGUGUGGAGGAACCUAUGAAGCUGCCUCACUCCUGUCCAGUGCAGCUCACCGAGCAUCCAUCUGCAAAAAAAUGUACCAUUUGACUAUCCCUGGUCCACCUGAUCUUCAGGGACAACUCUGACUCCUGAGUCAUUUGUUCCUUCAUUCAAGAACUCAUUCAAGUGUUAAAUGCACAUGCAGCUACAUCUCAGCUGCACCACCAUAACCAUCAUGACCUUUACCACCUCUUUGGUUUAUUUUUUUUUAUUUUUUUUAAUAUGUAGGACUCUGGGACCAGGUUAACAUUUGACCUAUUUAUUAUCUUUAUUUUUACUUGUGGAUGCGCACAGAGCAGAGAAUGUGGAACGGAUCUAUUACGAAUACACACGUCUUUCUAAUUUAUAAGUAGAGCUAUAUUUGUUGCCAGAGUUACCUUUUUACCGAGGCUUCCAUGGAUAAAUCGGGGGCCGGACCCCAGAGAGCUUGUGCCAUGGUGCUAAUUAUGCAGAAAUGUUGUUCCAUGUUACAGUUCCAGAUUUUAUUUUUGUCCUCGUGUAGAGUUGCUUGUUUCUCUUGUCGGAACAUUUUGUGUUGCCUGUGAAUGCGAGAGGCCAAUCAUAGCAUCGGCAGUGGGUAUUAAAAAGAGCAAGAUCUUAUUUUUUUCUUGAAGAUACUGCAUUUCGUUUUGCACAAUUCGUUUUCUAUUCCUGUUCGUUUUGUGUGUGUGUGGGACUUUUUUUUUCUUUCUAUUUUUUUUUUAACACUGGACCAUCAUGACUUUGUGUUGCCAACUUUAUUUAUAUACUCCAUUUCAUUUUUUUUUUUAUACACCAUACAAUUUUUUUUUAUGUGUGUGUGUGGGUUACAUUACCUUCUAUCCCAGUUCACUUGUGUUUGGAGGCAGCACUCAAAACCUCCAAAGCUACCGAUAGGAAAACAGUUCAAAUCAUCCUUUGAAGGCAGCAAAACUUCACCAUGGCGAUUUGAUGAUAACCUGUUGCUAAAUAACCAACAAAUUCUAGGGUACUUAAAGAUAACUAACCUAAGCUCAGUUAUCUUACGUGGAAAAAAGUAUAGUUAGGGGGAAGUGUGAAAAGUAUUUAUAUUAUAAAAAAAAAAAAAAAGUCAGGUCAAAAGCAAUUCUUGAAUCCGAUCGGUUGGCAGGUGCUGAAUUUUCUAGAUUAUGGUUUCUAUAGUAACUGCUCCUUAACAGGGACGAUCAGAUGUUCAUAUAUAGCAAACUUUUCUGUAAGGAGAUGUUUAUGUGACAUUUAUAGAAGGAGACUCCAGCAUAUUCAGCACAGAUGUGUGGGGUUUUUUUUUCCUUAUAAACUUCAAGACAGAAAAAAGAAGGGCAGUUUUUUAAAGGAACUUGUUUGGUAGACAUAAAGGAAGUAUUGUCGCAUUCUAAGUAAAGAUCGACAUUUAUUUGUAAGAGUCAGUGAAGGUCAAAAAGAGAAACUGUGAAAAAAAACAACAACUUCUAUUUACUAUCAGUAUUAUUUGCAGAACGUUCUGGAAACGCAGAUUGUUCAAGCUGCAGCUGGCAUUCGAGUUUAAUGAAUUUCCAUUUUUUUAUGAUUUUUCUCCAAAGCCCUACAGCUGCGCAGUGUUGAUUGCGAUUUUCUGGGGAGAAGAGUUUGGAGUGUGCUUGUGGAGAUUUGUGCUCAUUUUGCCACAAGUAAAGUCGGGUACUGUAGGUGAGGUGAGGAGGCCUGGGGUGCAGUCAGUGUUCCAAUUCAUCUCAAACGUUUCAAUAGGGUUGAAGUUUGAACUAUAGCAGGCCAUUGAAGAACUUUCUCUCCAACACAUGUAAAGCACAUGUUCAUGGAGCUGGCUUUGUGUACAGGGGCAUUGUCAUGCUAGGACAGUGCCAGUUAAGGCAAAAUUUUAUGCUUAAGCAUCCAAAAACAACUACCGUAUUUUUCGGACUAUAAGCCGCUACUUUUUUCCCACGUUUUGAACCCCGUGGCUUAUACAAUGAAGCGGCUAAUUUAUGGAUUUUUUCUGGGUUUUUCCUGGUUUCACAAACUUCAAGCCAAAAAACUAAACCCCAUAACAUUAGACCAAUGAAAUUUCCGAUCGGAAACGAAAAAACGCACCUCACCUGUGUUCUAAACAUCUGAGCAA